AUGAGUAUUAAUUUAACACACUUAGUGCAGGCACCUCAGUUCAGAUGCGGUGGCUUCGCUGUGGGAACAGUUGUAAAUCACGGUCUUAUGAACGGAUUUGCACUGCAGGAGUUUGCAAAGAACCUCACCCACGUGGCUAGAAAAGGAGAUGUGGCUUUCAUCCCUCUAACUGAUCGUACCUACUUGAAAUCGCGAUUUCCACUUCGGAUAAAGUACGAGCAUGAGAAGUUAGUGCAGCCUUCUCAACUUGGAGCUGAUUCCUCGCCCUUCAUGGAACGAAACAUGAAUCUCUUGCGCAAUAAGGUGGUUCUCCACAACCAAUCAGAGAAGCAUGUUUUUAAGCUCUUCACCUUAUCAGGGAAAUCGCUUGGUCUCCUCAAAUUAAAGGCUAAGGAAGGGGGAGUUUCUCAUUGUUCAAGUUUCAUUGUAGCAAUGGCACAGCUGUGGCGUGCAAGAACUGCAGCAAUGGCAAACAUCAAUGCCGACGAUAUUACAAGAGUUCACUAUGUCGUGGACAUGAGGUCAAGGAUGAGACCUCCUCUUCCGAGGGAAUAUGCAGGCAAUGCAACAAAGGCAGCCUAUGCAAAAGCAACAGCCAAAGAAUUACUAGACCAACCAUUUUCGGCGACUGUGAAAAUGCUGGAAGAAGCGGGAAAUAGAUUGAGUGAUGAGUACUUGAGGUCUGCAAUAGACUGGCUUGAGUUACAUGAUGGAGUGAUGCGUAUGGAGAAUGGGUUUGUGGUUACAUCGUGGUCUCGCACGGAAUAUCGAGACGUGGAAUUCGGAGGGGAAGUUAAGUCUAUAUGUGCGGGGCCUGUGGUGUCUGGCAGAAAGGGUAUUGUGGCAUUUAUGGCGGAUGCAAAGGAUAAGGCUGGCAUAAAGACACACAUUAGGUUGGAGCCCUCCCACGUUGCCAGAUUUCGAAUUCUUUUUCAAAAUGUGGACACCGAUACAACUAUUAGGUCUAAUAUCUAG
Cryptomeria japonica (Japanese cedar) is the source of this 975-nucleotide messenger RNA. RefSeq names its product acyltransferase GLAUCE-like. Gene Ontology annotation, molecular function: acyltransferase activity, transferring groups other than amino-acyl groups. The transcript has 2 exons. The coding region runs from base 1 to 975 and encodes 324 amino acids. NCBI's taxonomy places the organism in Eukaryota, Viridiplantae, Streptophyta, Pinopsida, Cupressales, Cupressaceae. The record is from RefSeq and is a predicted model, not a curated record.